Molecule: messenger RNA, 1260 nt
Organism: Radiomyces spectabilis
Lineage: Eukaryota; Fungi; Mucoromycota; Mucoromycetes; Mucorales; Radiomycetaceae
Product: HotDog domain-containing protein
Exons: 7
Coding region: 1-1260 (419 amino acids)
Biological process (GO): acyl-CoA metabolic process
Cellular component (GO): mitochondrion
Molecular function (GO): fatty acyl-CoA hydrolase activity
Source: RefSeq, a predicted model, not a curated record
AUGACAAAAGAAAUUAGAUACUCGGUACGACCGGUAUCGUUUUGGAUGGAUAAGAUUUUGGAGAAGGAAAAUAAGCGGCCAUUAACCCAGGAAGCCGCGAAACAGGAACGUCAACUCAUGUCUGACAGUUACAUGGAAGAAUACCUUCCAUUCAAAUCCAGACCUGAAUUGUUGGAGGAAUAUAUUUCAACAGGGGGCAAUAUCAGAAUCGGCAAGAUUCUCGAAGAUCUUGAUUCAUUGGCCGGCUCCAUUGGUUACAAGCAUGCCGACACAAAGUUGCCUGGACCACCUACAGCCAUCGUAACAGCGUCGGUGGAUCGCAUGGAACUACUUUUGCCCAACAAUGUCGAAGACUUGAAAAUAUCUGGCCAUGUCGCCUACGUCGGCAGCAGCAGUAUGGAAGUUUUCGUCAAGGUGGAAACAAUGCAGAAUUACGAUCCGUCGUUUGUCUCCAGAGACGAACCCCCUGUGGAUUUUAUGGCCAAGCCUACCCCCAACACUGUAUUAUUCGCACGAUUUACCAUGGUUUGCAUUGAUUCGGUCACCGGAAAGUCGGCUAAAGUGAAUCCGUUAUACUUGGCCAAUGAUGAAGAAAAGAGCUUGUUCAAAUUUGCUCAAGACUCCAAAAUGCGAAAGCGCCUGGCCAGUGACACGGCUCUCAGCAAAGCACCGCCCACCGCCGAAGAACGUCUGGCGAUCCAUGAUCUGUAUAUGAAAUAUUCAAAGUUUGAUAAGAAAGAAAUGCUCCCCAAGGAAAUGGUGUGGAUGGAAGACACCUAUUUGCAAAGUGUAUUCCUGAUGCAGCCCCAGGAUCGCAAUAUUCACAACAAGAUUUUCGGUGGUUAUCUGAUGCGUCGCGCUUAUGAAUUGGCGCAUGCAACCGGACGCAUGUUUACCAAGUCUCAAAUUAGACUGUUGUCCUUGGACGAAAUCCUAUUCCGCAAAGCCGUGCCAGUUGGUACAUAUCUGAACCUUCAUUCUCAAAUCACUUACGCCCGGGGUGAUCCCGAAAAGUCCUUCGAAGUCAGUGUGACGGCCGAAGUCAAAGACGUCGACAACGACACAACCGACGUCACCAACACCUUCCAUUUCACUUUCGCCACUGCCGACAAACCCGUCCCUAGCAUUCUGCCGCGAACAUAUGCAGAAAGUAUGUCCUAUCUGGAAGGCAAACGCCGUGAUGAACAUGGUGUCAUGGCAAAGAAGGAAUUAUUAGAAUUAAUGGGCUGCCGGCCGCCUACUGUAUCCAUUCAAGGAUAA